GGUAGCAAAGCUAGAACCUUUAUAGGAAAACAAAGCAGAGCUGAACAACAGCAGACACAAUGCUGGGUUCUUUGGUGCUGAUUUGUAUUUUCAUCUGCUUCCUCUUCUUCUUCAUCAAGAUCCAGAGGCCCAAGAACUUUCCUCCUGGACCCCAGCCUGUGCCCAUAUUUGGGAACCUGCUUGAGCUGAACAUUGCCAACCCUCUGAAAGACUUUGAGAGGUUGGCUGAGCGCUAUGGGAACGUUUACAGUGUGUACUUUGGAGGAACACCAUCAGUGAUUCUUACUGGUUUUAAGGCUAUGAAGGAAGCUCUGGUGAACAAGGCUGCAGACUUUUCAGGACGGCCACAAAACCUGCUAAUCAGCCAUCUAACAGAAGGGAAAGGUAUCGCAUUUCUUGAUUAUGGGCCUGCAUGGAAGGAGCAUCGGCGCUUUGCCCUCAUGACCCUGAGGAACUUUGGCAUGGGGAAGCAGUCAAUGGAGGACAGGAUUCUGGGGGAAACUGAACAUCUUGUUGCACGUUUGGAGAAAAGUGCUGGAGGCUUCCUGAAUCCUCAGACUGUGUUCCACAAUGCUACAUCAAAUAUCAUCUAUCUGGUUUUAUUUGGCAUUCGCUACAACUACGGGGAUGAAGCCCUUAAAAAGUACGUCAGUAGCGUUACUGAAUCCACGAAGAUUGCCAAUGGACCCUGGGGACUGAUAUAUGAAACAUUUCCUUUUCUGAGAGCCCUCCCACUUCCCUUUAAGAAGAUUUUUACACAUUUUGAGACAGUGAAAAAAUUGGAUGCGAACAUGGUCAACAAACACAAACCAACCAGAGUCCCAGGAGAGCCAAAUAACUUUGUUGACUGCUAUCUGGAUGAACUCGAUAAGAGAGGAAAUGAUGGGUCUUCCUUUAGUGAGGAACAGCUUGUGAGAACCAUCAUUGACCUUCAUUCUGCUGGAACAGAUUCCACCUCCAACACCCUCCUUACAGCAUUUCUUUAUCUCACAACACACCCAGACAUUCAAGAGAGAUGUCAGAAGGAGAUUGAUGAGGUUCUGGAGGGUAAAGCUCAAGCAGCUUUUGAGGACAGGCACAAGAUGCCGUAUAUGCAGGCUGUGAUCCAUGAGUCCCAGCGUAUUGCUAGUACCGUCCCCCUCAGUGUUCCCCACUGUACUAGCAGAGAUACUGAACUGAUGGGCUACAGCAUCCCAAAGGGCACUGUUAUCAUCCCAAACCUCUACUCAGUGCUGUGUGAGGAAGGCCAGUGGAAGUUUCCUCACGAGUUCAAUCCAACUAACUUCCUGAAUGAGCAGGGACAGUUUGAGAAGCCGGAGGCCUUCCUGCCCUUUUCUACUGGACCUCGUGUGUGUCUUGGUGAAGGUCUGGCUCGCAUGGAGCUCUUCCUCAUCUUGGUCACUCUGUUGCGCCGGUUUCAGUUCUUCUGGCCUGAAGAUGCAGGACAACCAGACUAUACUCCUGUAUAUGGAAUGACACUCACACCCAAGCCAUACAGGAUGGGAAUCAGACUGAGAUAAGCAGCUAGAGACAUGUAGAAACUGGCAGCAAAUGCCAGCAAAAAUGGAUGUAAUAAUAGAUGGACUUUUAUAUUAGUAGACAUGAAUAAAACCGCUUCAUUAUCAGUUUAAUAAACACUAUUGCAAGUGUAACUUUACCACACCACUAAAGAAGAUUCUGUAAUUUGCUGUUAUCAAAUAAAGUGUUUCAACCUUU
Pygocentrus nattereri (red-bellied piranha) is the source of this 1716-nucleotide messenger RNA. RefSeq names its product cytochrome P450 2F2-like. The transcript has 9 exons. Gene Ontology annotation, cellular component: intracellular membrane-bounded organelle; cytoplasm. Lineage: Eukaryota; Metazoa; Chordata; Actinopteri; Characiformes; Serrasalmidae. Gene Ontology annotation, molecular function: heme binding; iron ion binding; oxidoreductase activity, acting on paired donors, with incorporation or reduction of molecular oxygen, reduced flavin or flavoprotein as one donor, and incorporation of one atom of oxygen. Gene Ontology annotation, biological process: xenobiotic metabolic process. The record is from RefSeq and is a predicted model, not a curated record. The coding region runs from base 60 to 1520 and encodes 486 amino acids.